AUGGACAUGAUCUCAAUGAUGAUGCAAAUGGAAAAGUUCCCUGAUAAUUUUUCUGAACCUUCCACAUACCAAGAAAUUAUCAAUGGAACUUCCACCACUACCAAUACCGUUCCAUUAUUUAACUUAUCUCCACAAACGUUGACUGAUCCAUUUCCACACUCCAAUGUCAAUUUCAACAACGCUAUCCAACAACAACAAUCAUCUCUUUAUAACCCUAAUUCUUCUGAUAAGAAGAAUUCCAUGGCGGCCAUGAGGGAAAUGAUAUUUAGAAUAGCAGUGAUGCAACCGGUGCAUAUCGAUCCGGAGUCGAUUAGGCCGCCGAAGAGAAGGAACGUGAAGAUAUCGAAGGAUCCGCAGAGCGUAGCGGCGAGGCAUAGAAGGGAAAGGAUAAGCGAAAGGAUAAGGAUAUUGCAGAGAUUAGUACCUGGUGGAACUAAAAUGGACACUGCUUCUAUGCUAGAUGAAGCUAUACAUUAUGUGAAGUUUUUGAAGAAACAGGUUCAGAGUUUGGAACAAGCUGGGGCUAGUAAUAGAUCAUCACACAUUGGUGGUGCUGGUGGUGUUAUGAACAAUUUCAAUGUGAUGAAUUAUUCUUCUGCUUUGAUGAUGAAGGGUUGUCAACCUUUUCAAAUGGUGGGGUCCACUUCUAAACAAUUGCUUAGCUAG
Messenger RNA from Lathyrus sativus (Indian pea), 666 nucleotides. Lineage: Eukaryota; Viridiplantae; Streptophyta; Magnoliopsida; Fabales; Fabaceae. The record is from the annotation of a GenBank genome assembly.